Messenger RNA from Aureobasidium melanogenum CBS 110374, 699 nucleotides. Its product is annotated as pyridoxamine 5'-phosphate oxidase. Gene Ontology annotation, biological process: pyridoxine biosynthetic process. Gene Ontology annotation, molecular function: pyridoxamine phosphate oxidase activity; FMN binding. NCBI's taxonomy places the organism in Eukaryota, Fungi, Ascomycota, Dothideomycetes, Dothideales, Saccotheciaceae. Bases 1 to 699 code for a protein of 232 amino acids. The transcript has a single exon. The record is from RefSeq and is a predicted model, not a curated record.
AUGUCCUCCACCACACCCAACAAACGCAUCUUCGCCCCCGGCGGCACAAACGACUCCCAACAAGCCCAACAAUACACAAAAGGCAGUCUAGACGCCUCCCAACUCGACGCCAACCCUUUGACUCAAUUCGACAUCUGGUUCCAACACGCCAACGCCGAAAAAGUGCACCAGCCAGAGACCGUAACGCUGAGUACUGCCGAACUGCCUUCAGGAAGGGUUAGUGCGCGAAUGGUGUAUUUGAAAGAGUUGGAUGAGAGGGGGUGGGUGGUGUACAGUAAUUGGGGCACGAGUAGGAAGGCAAGUGAUGUGAAGAGUAAUCCUCAAGCUAGCUUGACGUUCUGGUGGCAUGAGUUGGAGAGACAGGUUAGAGUCGAAGGAAAAGUGGAGAGAAUGACUAGUGAAGAGAGUCAAGUCUACUACGACACGCGCAUUCGAGGCAGCAGGCUGGGUGCUUGGGCCAGUCAGCAGAGCAGUGUCUUGAGCAGUCGCGAAGAGUUGGAGAAGCAAGUCGAAGACGUGGAGAAGCGAUUUGAUGGUCAAGACAAGAUUCCUGUCCCUGACUUCUGGGGUGGUAUUAGGAUUGUGCCCGAGAUGGUCGAGUUCUGGCAGGGCAGACCCAGUCGCUUGCACGACCGCUUCAGAUACACGAGGGACGAGAACACUGAGUCUGGUUGGAAGAUCGACAGACUGAGUCCUUAG